Molecule: messenger RNA, 3431 nt
Organism: Epinephelus moara (kelp grouper)
Lineage: Eukaryota; Metazoa; Chordata; Actinopteri; Perciformes; Serranidae
Gene: drc2
Product: coiled-coil domain containing 65
Exons: 9
Coding region: 167-1552 (461 amino acids)
Biological process (GO): axonemal dynein complex assembly; regulation of cilium movement; cilium-dependent cell motility
Cellular component (GO): axoneme; axonemal dynein complex
Source: RefSeq, a predicted model, not a curated record
ACACGCUCCACAUCCGUUGCUAUGGAGACGGGAUACAAACACACACCGGCGACUGCUGCAGCCUGAACAGCUCCGACAUCUGUCAAGAUAUUUUCUCACUCCCCACAGUCGGAUAUCAAAGAAAGCAGCAGAGUGAGGAAGAGGAGGAAGAGGAGGAGGGAUCAUCAUGAAGAGAGCCAAGAAAGGUGGAGGUAAAGGUGGAGGGAAGACGGAGGAGGAGCGGCUGUUGUUGCUGCAGCAGAGAGCUCAGGCUGAGGAGGAGAUGACGAGGAAGAAGGAGGAGAUCCUCACACUGUUCCUGAAGGACAAGCUGCAGAAGGAGGAGAGGAACACGGCCGUGAACCUGCUGAAGAUCUGUGAAAGCUGGAGGUCGAUCCUCCGUCAGAGCCGAGCCGCCGAGGGGCACAGAGACUCUGUGGUGCACAGCCAGACGCAUGAGAGGCGGCUGGACCUGGUGGUCAGCGUUGUCGAGAAUCUGGAGCACGACCUUCAGCAGGCGGAGCGUCAGUUGGCUCAGGCGCGGCGUGUUCACCAGCAGCACCAGGAGCGUCUGGUGGCUCAGCACCACAAACAGCAGGAGUGUUUUGUGCAGCAGCAGUGGGACGACUGCCUGCAGCACCUGAGCUCCAUGUUCAGCUCGGAGAGGGAGCAGAAAUUGUCUCUCUCUCAGCAGCUGGGAGAUAAACAGGAGCAUGUGAAAACCACUGUGAGGCAGCAGCACCAAACUGAGAUGAAUGAAAUCCUCAAACUGUUGGCUGAAAACACCCCAGCUGACAAGAGGACAGCUCUUGAAGAGGAGGAAGCUGAUAUGAUCCAGGAGAACACAGACAGGCCGGAGGAGGAGACCCCUCAGAACCAGGAAGCUGUGCAGCUCUGCAGCGUAGAAACAGAGAAGCUCGGAAGAAGUCAACAGAAGAAGAAGCUGAAGGAAGACGUCGUCCGUCCGAGGGCGAGGCUGAACUCCAGUAUGAGAGAAAACGAGUUGGUGGAACAAGAUCUGACAGCCGACAUCCAGCAGGUAAACAGGUGGACUCAUGAGCUCCGGGAUCAGCUGACUGAGGCUCGGGCAGCGGCCAGGAAACAGCUGACUGAGCUGACCAUCCAGAGCAACGAGGCUGCCAAGAAACUGCAGGCGGUCCUCGCCAAGGGUGGGAAGGUUUCACGAGUCAUCGCGAUGUGUCACAAGCUGGAGAAGAACGUCUUAGUAUCAUUACCACCUCCAGAGGAAGUGAGACAGGAGAGAAGUGGACUUGCGAUAGACAAACCUGUGCAGGAGAUAUCAGAGCUGCAGCAGGUGAUGAGGAGCAUCAACACGUCAGUGCUGCAGCGAGAAGCUCAGAGGAAACAGAAACGCGACCUGAUCCAAGAGAACCAGCAGCUGAGGAUUCUGCUGCGUCAGCACCUGGACGCCAUGACGGUCAGCGACAGCGACAUCGACACACCCCACGCUCUGCUCAACGUGUACAGGGCCCCAGCCACAACGGCUCCCCAGGUCACCGACAGACGCCACAACGUCAUCGAGGCUGUUUACGUCGUACAGCACUCACUGUGACAGUGUUACUGCAGAGCUGAGACGAGACUGGAUCAGAAGCAGCUGCUGUGAUUCAACAAAAUAUAAACUGUGUCUGAAAACACUAUAUGACCAGAAACAAAUAAUUUUGUUUCAAUAAUUGUGUUUUCUUUUGUCUGAAACAAGUCAUUGGGUCUCAUUAAUGAAACGUGAGCAAAAUUAAUCUGUAUGUAAACUACGUGUCUUGCAACAUUCAUGAAUGUUAGUAGCUCCGAUAUUUUCGUAGGUACUACUGAAAUCUACACCUGCUUCUGACUGCUCGUAGUGCGUCUGUAAAUAAGAUAUCAAACAUAAAUUUUGCUGUGCUGUGUUCCGUUCACAAUACACAGAUGACUUUGAAACACACGAGUUAAACAUGACAAAAGAUCAAAAAUAUGACACAUUUAGAUAUAUCAGUUGGCAUUUAGCAGAUUUAAUCUUCAGAUUAAGGUUCGCAAAAAUGUGAAUGAGUUAUUUAAAUAGAUUAAAAAUGUGUUUUCUACUUUUUUGACAUCCUGUUCCCACGUGAUUCACUCAGGAGAGAAGUCCACAAAUGUAUCUUCUGUUAGAGUGGUGAGACUGUGAGAGCCACGUUACUGACCAAACACUGAGCUGUCAGUGAUGGCUGUUAAAAUAUACAGCGAUUUAUCACUUCAUAUAACACGUACAUCACUGUGCCGCCUGAGUUUGAUACUGAGUGCUCCAGUGGAGGCAUGUGACUGUGGCUGAGAAGAGCCUCCUGUAGCUUGUGUUGAGUUUAAGAUAUUACAAUACCAGUACCCUUAAAGUGAUCCUGAUACUAACAGAGUAUCUGAUAUGUUUUCUCUACUUCCAUACACAUCAUGUGAAUGGAGGCAGUCAGUUGUGUAAAAUGCCACCAGGCCCAUGUUUGGUCCCCCCUCUGUUGGGGUACCUAGCACACAGAUCUGGUACUAAAAGGUGGAGCUGUGAACACUGCAGUCUGAUUGGUCAGUAGAGGACGGUCACUCUGCUCAGGGCUGAGCUGUGUCUGGUUUUGAGGCUCAUGUAACCACUGUUCAUACUGUGGAGAGUUUUAUUAGUAAACUGUAACUAUAAAAUGAAAGGAUGUUUUGCUGCCUCUCACAGCAGCUGGAGUCUGAGAAAAAAUAACUUCAUUCACUGGGCCGACUGCCGGCAACUUUUAAGGUGGAACGUUAACUUGUAAUGUUACUCAAUGCAUGAGUUGAUGACGUGAAUCCAUCAGCACACCUUAAAUUUCACUGUGACAACUUUGACCAUCACUUUAGUUUUUAUAUGACACACACUUUUAGUAAUGACUUUAAAAAUAUAGAUUAAUUUGGAGCGGAUUAUGUGAAGGUCAUAUAUUCUAAUCCUCACUUCCUGUGGGCUACAGCAACACUAAACCCCUGAGCUUGCCUGAGAAGGACUAAAUGCACAAAGCUGCUAUUUUUAAAUAUCCCAUGGAGAGAGACUCUCACUGCAGCCUGUUCUAUUUUGUUCUGAAAAUGUGGGCGUGCAGCCUCGUUCUGUGGACGAUAAACCAGGUGCAGACUUCCAUCUGUGUCACCGCUGAUGAGGAAAUACAGCGAGUGCUGGACGGAGCAGUGAGUGAAACCCCGCCCACAUUUAAGAGGACUGUCUGAACAGACCGAGGGUCUAGGUACCAUGUCUGAAGGCUUACUGCUGGUACUGAAAGGGUUUGACAGAACCAGGGUUAUACUUUAAGUUACAUUGUGUAAAAACAGGAACAAAUUUUUCACUUUUCCAAGACUUUUAAAGGACCCAAAAAAAUGUAAGCGAGUGGGCGUACAUGAGGAGAGUGACGGAUUGAGGGGGGUGAAAUUGAGGAAAUGUCUGUGAUGGUAAAUUAAAUGUCGCACAUGGAUGCAUAUUAAAGCAA